AUGACAUUACGAUCAGCAAGAAGCAAAACAUUGCCAUUGACAGACUGGCAACUCUUUACGAAUAAUGGAAAUUUUAAUAAUCCAUUACCUCCUGAUAGAAGAUUAAAUAGACGCUAUCCUUAUUUUAUAGGCGAGAUAGAUACCAAAAGUAUUCGUACACGUUGUAGAACUGCUAGAAGUCGAAAUCAAUCGGCAAUCACUGCAAGUACAACAAGAAUAUUAAGUGCAAGAUCUAUCUACUAUCGACGUCAACCAAGAAUAAAACCUAUUAAUCUUGAUCUUGAUGAAGGAGGCGAUGAAAUUCAGGUUCUUCGAUCUCCGAAGUUACCAACAGGUAGAGCAUCGACAACUUGUUCACAGCGUUCUCAUAUUUGGGAACCUCAAGCUUGGUCAUUCUCUUGUCUACAUCGAGCGAUUAUUGCUAUCGACGAACAAGCUAAAAAAGAUUAUCUAGCUGGUCGAACAAUGAACGCACUUGCGGCAUGGCAAAAUGCACUUACCUUCUGUGACCAAUUAAGUCAGCGAACUCAAUUAUGGCCCGAAAACAAAGUUCAACUUGAUGAAGAAAUAGCAGCGUUAAAACGAACAUAUAAAAAACAUAUGGAAGAAAUUAUGAGAAAAAACAUGAAUAUUCGCCCAAAUCCAUUUUUGGUACCAACAAGAAAAUGUACGAUGUGUCGAACAGAACAAUUGCUGGACCAAUUUCAUGAAUGUUUUAGUAAUGCUUGUCAACAUGUUCAACGUACUAUUUGUGACAAUUGCAUUUACAAAAUUGCAAAAUCUCGACUUCAGAACUCUCCUAAUAUACAAACAACUUGUCCAGAACCGAAUUGUACGGCAGCGUUUGAUAUUAAAAAAAUUUGUCAUAUGAUUCCAUCUGUGAGUAAAAUCGAAUCGGUACAAACUUCUAAUCAUCACACGAAGAGCCAUAAUCAAGAACGAAAAACUGAAUUCAUUUGGUGUGCUCAUGAAGAAUGUGGAUCAGGACAAUUUCAUAUUCUAGGUCAAACUGCGUCUCCAAUAGUUACAUGCGUUCUAUGCAAACGACAAACAUGUUCUAUACAUCAUAUGAAAUGGCAUAAAGGAGUUACAUGUGAAGAAUAUGAUCGACAACAAGAAGAACUUAAAAAAAUAGACAAACAAUGUCCCAAAUGUCAAUUUAUAAAUGAAAAGAAUCCUGAUACAGAUCGAACAAUAUGUUCAAAAUGUAAAUAUGAAUAUUGUUCAGAAUGCAAAAUAGAUUAUAAACAAAUUCAAAAGAUUGGUGUUAAUCAUCAUAAAACUACAUGCAGCCAUUAUAACAAUGUUCCGAAAAAGCAAACAUCAAAAUCAAGUACUUGUACAAUCUUAUAG
Messenger RNA from Rotaria socialis, 1353 nucleotides. The record is from the annotation of a GenBank genome assembly. Lineage: Eukaryota; Metazoa; Rotifera; Eurotatoria; Philodinida; Philodinidae.